AUGGUCGAUCGCCUGCAAACCAGGUUGGUUUCAGCCGCUAUGCGAAUGCGGAAGUGCCCUGGUGACAGCGCCGAGUCCUUCGCUAGGCGCCGGAACGCCCGUGCCGCGCGCAAGGCCCGCGCCGAAGAUGGUAGACUUUUUGGCGCGAGCGAGUGGUACAUUGGGACGGCCAUCUCUUGCGGGCCCAUUGCCAGCAGCAGUGGGGCACGAGACUCGUGCUUCGGCGCGACAGCCACUGGCUCCAAGCACGCCGGGACCAAGAACACAGAGGGCGCCCUCGCACGCGCGUCUGCAUUGGGCAACCGGCCGUCCGGUGGGACAACGGCGCGCCGCUGGCCACCGCGAAGCUCCAGCACUGAGUCCCCGCAGUUCCUGUUCGACUCUUCCCUUCUUUCUCGUCUCCCCCCCCCGUGGCCUUCACCCUUUGGCUUGGGCGUUCUCCGGCAGUGGCCACCUCUGCCACGCGUCCUUGGCAUCAGUCACAGAGCCACAGCUGCCGCCACCAGGUGCCCAAUCAAUCGAUCAAUCUUGGCCUGUCUUGGUAUUUUCGGAGCUGAUCGCCCGAAGAAUAUCAGCUCGGCAAUGAACGCUUACAGCCGCAAGCAUAAGGACGAACUCGAAGCCUACAAUGAGGUCAGCGACCCCAUGGCUGCGAUGAUUCGGUUGCUGGACAACAGGCCAAUCAAGGGGUCUGUUGUGGCCGCGUCUGCAAAAGUCACUGGCGAUGGCAAUGCCAAUGCUGAGCCAAUCGUCGCUACAUUGAAAGCUUGA
Messenger RNA from Prorocentrum cordatum, 771 nucleotides. Lineage: Eukaryota; Dinophyceae; Prorocentrales; Prorocentraceae. The record is from the annotation of a GenBank genome assembly.